Molecule: messenger RNA, 6313 nt
Organism: Acanthopagrus latus (yellowfin seabream)
Lineage: Eukaryota; Metazoa; Chordata; Actinopteri; Spariformes; Sparidae
Gene: bsk146
Product: brain specific kinase 146
Exons: 5
Coding region: 367-1713 (448 amino acids)
Biological process (GO): peptidyl-threonine phosphorylation; peptidyl-serine phosphorylation
Molecular function (GO): ATP binding; protein serine/threonine kinase activity
Source: RefSeq, a predicted model, not a curated record
UCCCCACUGGCAGCUCCUCUCCUCCUCUCCUCUCCUCCCAUCCUAGAGGACAGAGCGAUGCGGAGACAAUAGGACACAGAGCCGGAGGAGGCUGCAGGAUGCUCGGCGACACAUCCACCGUCUCACGGCUGCACGGAGGCUUCGCACAGGACACCGAGAGCAGGCGUUUCUCCCGGAUCACCUGGCCUUAGUAUGCGCUCCGAUCACCCCGUGUGUUCACCAGCAGCCCGGGCUGACAGGGCGGACUACACAGCCCCCAUAUGGGAACCAAGUGAAGGGUGUUAGCUGCUGCUGCUGCUCUUGUCCUGCCUGAGCAUCCACUCCCCGGUUUUCUGCCUGUUCCAUCCACCCGAAGCGCUGCCCACAAUGAGUUCCUCUCCGCUAGUGUCUCGAGCCAACAUGGACAUCCUGGACGAGCUGCAGCUGAUCGCAGCCCAGAACCUGGAGAGGCUGGAGGUCAACAAGUACUACGAGGUGAUCAGGGAGCUGGGCAAGGGCACCUACGGCAAGGUGGACCUGGUCAUCCACAAGAUCAGAGGAACAAAAAUGGCUCUGAAGUUCCUGAAGAAGAAGACAACCAAGCUGAAGUCUUUCCUGCGGGAGUACAGCAUCUCGCUCUACCUGUCUCCCUGCCCCUUUAUUAUCAACAUGUUUGGCAUUGCCUUCGAGACGGAUGAGUACUAUGUAUUCGCGCAGGAGUACGCUCUGGCGGGAGACCUCUUCGAUAUCAUUCCUCCACAGGUUGGUCUUCCUGAGGCAGUGGCAAAGCGCUGUGUUCACCAGGUGGCCAUCGCGCUGGACUACCUGCACUGCAAGAAGCUGGUCCACAGAGACAUCAAGCCCGAGAACAUCCUCAUUUUUGACCGAGAGUGCCGCAAGGUCAAGCUGUCCGACUUUGGCAUGACACGCCGCGCUGGCUCGCCGGUGAAAAGAGUGAGCGGCACCAUCCCCUACACAGCGCCGGAGCUCUGCGACGUGUCCCGCCACGAGGGUUUCUGCGUGGACUACAGCACCGACGUCUGGGCCUUCGGUGUGCUGCUGUUCUGUAUGCUUACCGGCAACUUCCCCUGGGAAAAGGCGCUGCCCUCCGACUCCUUCUACCAGGAGUUCAUCCGCUGGCAGAGGAGACGGACGAACACGGUGCCAUCCCAGUGGAGGCGCUUCACCGAGCAGGCCCUCCGCAUGUUCCGUCGGCUGCUCUCCGUGGAGCAGGACCGCCGCUGCUCCGUCAAGGAGGUCUUCGGGUACUUCAGCCACUCCUGGAUGCUGGACGCAGAGAACAACAACAAUGGCAACGGGAACAGCAACGGCGGCGGCGGCGGUGGGGGAGAGAGGGUUGGCAACGGUGGGGGAGGAGGAGGAGGAGGAGGCGGCGGGGGGCGAGGAGAGGUGGAGGGCACCAUCUCAUCGUCCUCGUCGGGAGAGGAAGACGAGGAGCUCCUCGUGGAGAGGAUGAAGCAGCAGACUUUAUCUCCCCUCUCCCCGCUCUCCCCGCUCUCCCCCCUCUCUCCCCUGUCUCCGGCGGCUGUAGAGAGGGGAAGCGGCGGGGCGGCUAAGGGCGGGAUGAUGGAACAAGGUGGCGGCCACCAUUUCGUAUCCGUCUCCACCAACAGCUCAGUGUCGUCCACCAACAGCUACGACCGAAUGCCGCGAGAGAACAGUUCGCCUGGCGGUCGCAUGCUCGUGGCCACGCCCAUCGAAAUCUGCGUCUGAGCGCGUCGGACGUUAAAAGCUGUCACCGACCCACCAGGACAACACUUUUAUACCUCUCAUCCAACCACGUAGAUGUGCAUGCAUGGAAAAAAAAGAAACAAGCGGAAAGUGAAUAUUAACACGUUCUUUUUUAAACAUCUUGAGGAGGAAGAGCACACAAGGAAGUCUUGGACAGUAUUCACUCAAAGAGGAAAGACUCCAGCAGAAGCCUCGUAUACACUCUGACUUUGAUGGCGCGUUUGGUUGAAGCCCGGAGGAAAAAUUAAGAAUCGCUUCCAUUCGAGAUUCCGUCACUAAAACCAUCUGAGAACGAAGACCAAAACGUAUUUCUUAAAGCAAUACUUCCAGCAAAAACGGCAAACAGAGGCACGGAGGGCGGAGAGUGCUGUGUGAGCUCUGCGGGACGUGAGCGGUCGUCAUUUGUAACGAAGCCAAGGGGACAAAGCACCUGGAUUUUUUUUGAAGAGGACUGAAACAAGAGUUCACUGGAAACCUUUGAGGAGGAGAAAAGGAGCGAGCGGUGGCUUUAAUGUUUUCCGUGUAACACAAACGUGAACGUGUGAGUGUGUCUGUUUGUGUGUGUCGCCGCGUAUGAAUCCUAAAGAGGCGGAUUUAUUUUGCUUUGAGAAUGUUAUUUAUUUGAAUCUAAAAAUACUACACACUCUAUUUUUUCUAUUGUUUUUUUUUUUUCUUUUUUCUUUUGUAAAGCAGCUUUCUUCGUUUUCUGUUCAACUUCCCAUCGUAAUUUCAUGUUCUGCCAUAGUUGCGUCAAGUCCACUUCUCCGUGGCUGCAGUACAUACUGGUAUGAACUGCUGUGUAUUAUGUACGUGGGUUACCAGACAGAAUAUUUCCAUGAAGUCAGACUAGACCGAGAGAAGGCUCACGAUGUCUCUGUUCUUCGUGUCAAACAUAUCUACUUCACCACUGAAAGACUAUUUUCUACUCACUCUCAAGAUUCUGUUUGUAUAGCUUUAGUUUUCUUUGAGGCUUUUUUUUUCCCCCCGAAAGAUUCUGUUUGUAUCGCUGUUUUCUUUGAAACGUUUAGCAAAAUGUAUCGUCUGAAAAUAAUAAUGAUCAAUUAGCAUUUGCAAUUCAAUCUGACGGGGGGGGGGGGAGAUACAAAAAAAAAAAAAAAAAAACAGAAGAGGUUGAAGAGUCACCUUUUGUAAAUGCAUGAUGAGUAGCUCAAACUUACCUUUACGAGAAAUUUGAACCGGCUUUACAAAAACUUUUGGGAAAAAAAAAAAAAAAAAAAGAUAAAGAAGACUGUUGUGACGUGAAAUUUUUGGCCGUAGCACAAUUUCUUGCAUUAUGUCCCAGAGUGAAUAUUGCCGUCAUGGUAUCCUGAGACAUCCUAGGGCUAAAAAAAACAAAACAAAAAAAAAAACAAAACAAAACAGCAAUUUGUUUCUAUUCAGUGUGUUGUAUUUGUAUUGGUAUUAAUGUUGUGUACAUCCUAUCACCUUCAAGAUCAGAAAAAAAAAGCAAAGCAUGAGGAUGUAGAGCAAGAGGCUUGAAUUUAAAACCGCAGGUAGGGACUUAAAACGAUGUAAUUUUUAGAAGAAGUUUUUUUGCUUCUGAAUUGCCACUUUUAGUGAAGUAGUGUGGCGUAGAUGUUUUUUUGUUUUGUUUUGUUUUGUUUUUUUGUUUUUUUUACCAAGUUUAAAAUUAACAGCAAAAAAGUAAUCAGUUUCUCUCUUUGACUCAUCACGAAUAUUACCGGAAUAAUUUGAAGACAAAUAAAAAAAAAAGACAAAAAAAAAAAAAAAAAGCAUUGGAUCUUCAUAGGAAUGGCCGUUUUGUGUGUCGCUUUCCAGACAUAAAUCUGCAUGAACUUGUAUGUGCUAAAGCUCUGUUGUGAAUAACCUGCUCUGUUUCUCCUGUCACAAGCUGUAGUACUCCGUAGACGCAGUAUAGCUGCAAACAACGCGUUUCUUUAUCCGGUGAGAGUCGCGGGCCUCGGCUGGGAUGUGCCUGACUGGGGAUCAGCUCGACUCGGUUCGGCCCGCGCUCAUCAAAGCUGCGCCCAUGUCAGCGAGCGAGUAUGCAAAUUACUACAUCUUGUGACAAUCUCUGACCUCAUCGGCAGCCUUCUGACUCAGUACAAAGGACGGGCCUGAUACAGACACUGUAGCCGUGCUGUUUGCUGCAGCCGCUUGCUCUCCAUCAGCCAGCUGCAGGCAAGCAUGUGCUGGCUCUGCAGCGUAUAGCGUGUGAGCUCCGGCACAACUGAGUUCACAUGACUGUACGAACAAGGGAUUACAUUCGGCCUGUACAUUACCUCCUCGCGUCGUUCUUUCUCCUCAGUAGUCCCCCUUAAACCUUCUCCCGAGCACUUCGCAGAUGUAUCUACAGUGCACCAAACGUCCAUACUAACAACAAACUAUUCAGUCUGAUUGGAAGUCAAGUGAUACGUUUUGGGAAUCUGGCGGUGGCGGAGCCAGGGUGCUGCCAGCGACGGCCUCUUCUAUGUCAUUUGCUCAUCAUAUAUUGAACGGAACCCACGUAGCUGAAUCCCAAAAUACAUUACAAAGUGGUCGCGCUGUUCGUUAGCAUCAAACUAACGUUUGUUGUUCAGGUCCUGCCACCGCAGGCGUUUAUGUUAAAGGCAGAAAAAACAGUUUUACCUUUUUCUGCGAGCGUUUUAGCCUCAAAGCGUCAAAUCCAAAACGCUUCUUGACAUUCAGGAUUUGCUGUCAUGAUCAUGUGUUGAACACAGCCGACUGGUUUCCUCCAUUUUGCAUUUUUCCAUAUUUGACAGCAACAACGGUGCAGUUUGGCUCCAGGCGCCUUUAGAACUUUAACACAAAGAAGGAAUAUUGCAUGUUAUGCCACGUUUGAACUUAGAAUCAAAAGCUCCAGAGGCCAGAUUGACGCCUGCAUCACUCAUUUCUUCCCUUAUGGGACCUCUCCUGCUAACAGCUAAGCUAGUUAGCCAACUUUUUUUGUACGUUGUGCAGGAGUUUUAUUAAAAUUGAAACCCAGUGAGGUUUUCAUGUUAACAGACACAUUAUGUUGGCACACUGCUCUAUUUCUUGGUAUGUUACCGCCGCCGACUGUCAGCAGAAUAGUACUCCGUCUCCCCGGAUGUAGACCGUGGGUUUGAAGCCUAGCAUUAGCCGAAUAUGUCAGCCGGCAUUCAUCUGCCUCCUCUCACUGCCUGUGGGUUAGCGUUUUCAAAGUGUUCCGUCUCUGCAGGAAGUAACAACAACCUCCUACACGCCGAAAAUAGCGAGUUACUCUAAUGCUCUCCUGGUCGCUAUUAGUACCAACCCAAACAAGCUAGCAGCUCUUCGCUUUUCUUUUGAUGGGAUUUAGAUACUUUGCUGCCAGAGCUCACCUUCCCACUGAUAAAUCAAGUCGCUAGUUUGAUGUGAUUUUGUAGGGGCACCAUGGCUAGACAUGUGCAAGAGAUUAAAAGAAAUACAAACAAGUCAGAGCACUUUGUCCCAAUAAUAAUGAUAAUAAUAAUAAUAAUUGGUGCAGUCCAACCUUUCUCCACUGCUGACACAGGUCUGACUUUUGGAACUAGGCAGAACUGUAUACACAAAUUAAAGAUGCUUAAACACUCCAACACAUUUCAGUAUGACAAAACACACAAUGAAAGCUUCCUUCCUUUCCCUUAAGUUGCAGACCGGAGUCCCCCGUCUCUGGCACAAACGUGGAGUUGUUAAGAAUGUCACAGCUCCACAGGGUCAUUUUGAGUUUGGAAACAAAUGUCUUCCAGAGAAGAAGUGUUCUGAGUGUGUUCUGGGUUCUUUACGCUCAUAAUUCUUCUUUGAAACGAGGAAAUUCAUCAUCAUUUCGGCCCACAGGACUAUUCGGUGGUCAUUUUCAAGACUUAGACACAUUAUUCUUAUUAACAAACAUUCUCUAACUUCCACUUCCUUGUUUACAACAGUCCAUUCAUUAUGAUCUCUCUGUAAUGGCAGACCGUUGCCUUAGUGAAUAAAAUGUGAAUAAAAACAGUGAUACAAAAUCUGUGACUAAUCUGUGGCAGCGUGCAGUGCAGAACAAACUGAGUAGGGUACAAACUUCUGUGACAAAGUGUGUAGUUGCUGCAGCCACUGGUAUAAGCACGCUGGCUCCGCCACUAAAAUCUGUGUGAGAUGGUAACAGCGGGUGCACCGCAGAUUCAUCCGAUUCAGAGAGUUCUCAGACACAAUGGCCGAGACGUUAAAACAAUGUUGACCGAUACUAAAGAAACAAUUUCAUGUUCAGUUUAAUCCUGGCACAAUUCCAUCCAAGUUGAUUUGUGCAACAAUAAGACAAUAGAAUGUUACAGUGGGUGUUUUGGUGUUUUUUUUAGGAUGAAACACAAGUUGUUACGGGAUACGUCACCUCCCCUUCUCUUCCUUCCAGCGUCUGAAUCAGCGGCUGCUGCCUCCUCACAUCAUCCAUGAUGUAAUGUGUUGUGAUGGGAGUUCCAGUGUCUCCACCGUCCAGUGACAUAUUUCACAGCAUUAUGAUUUUGGUGGAGUUUUAGUGAGUAGAUGACCACAGCACUAGAACUCGUGUCCGGUUCUGUCUUUGCAAUACAACUGUCUUCCUGUACGCUGAGAUUUACUCAAUAAAAUGAGAAUUCUUGUUGGAGUCAUC